UCUAAACAUGGCGCACCCACCGGCGAUCAAGGAGCAACCCAUGGAUCUCGUUCCAAGCAUACAAAACUGUCUGAGCAUGAACCACGCCUACCAGGAGAUGCUGCUGGAGGCGAUAGAAGAACUACAAGUGAUGCUCCAGAGCAACCGCGACACUCAGAGGGAGAUGAUAAUCCAAUUAAAGGCCAAGAAGACAGUACCGAAGCCUGCCACAGCCGGUUCCCGUUGGUACACGCGAUCGCUGGUUAUCUUUCAACAUCCUUACUUCAAGGACGUCAACGGCAUGAGGGCACCACCGAACAUGGACGAGAAAACAAAGAAAGAGAUGGGAGAACUGGAUCCCUAUAUCAAGGCUCCAAAACAAUGGACGAAGAAGGAGCACCAGCGGCUCAAACAGUAUGUACGGGCAAACCUCCUGGACAUGGCUACAGAAAACAGGAGGGACAGCAUAGGACGGGUCGCGAUCAUGGACAAAAGUUCGGCCUCUGAGCUCGCACGAAAACUCGAAGAAGAUAUUAAGGCGCUCAAGAAUUUACCUACGAAGAAGCUAAUGAAGACGGUCAACAGACCUCUAGACUGGCUGAGAAUCUCAGCGGUUGAUUUUCAGGGUGAGAGAGACCCAUUUUCGUGUGAGCUCACGUGGAAGAACUUCGUCUGCAAGGGUUCGGACAAGUGGUCCAAGCAAGAAGACAACGCGCUCAAGGCUCUGGCCAAGAAAAAGGAAGGGAAAGACUGGGAUCGCAUCGCGCAGAAAAUGGGGGCGAAGUGGACGGCCUUCCAGUGCUGCCAGAGAUACCAUGGAAAACUUACGUCCAGAAUCAAGAAUGGUCCUUUUUCACCAGACGAAGACAAGGAGCUCCUGUUGAUGAUCACCCUGUGCCGGACUGGCGACGACAUACCCUGGUCGCAAGUGGCGUACCACAUGGAAGGCCGUACACGCACACAGCUGUACUACCGGUGGGAACGGGCACUAAACCCUCUGCUGCGUAGGGGAAAGUGGUCCAGGGAGGAGGAUGUGAUGCUGAUAGCAGCCGUACAAGCUCACGGCCGCCGCUGGACGAGGGUCAAAGACUUUCUACCGGGCAGAACGGCAAAUCAGUGCCGAGAAAGGUACGUAAACUCGUUCUCGGGAAACUACGUCUUUGGGCACUGGAGCGCGGAAGAGGACGCCAAGCUCAUCGACUUGGUCGAAAAAUACGGACCAGGGAAAUGGGCCCUGAUAUCCAGUGAGAUGCCUUGGAGGAAUGACAACAUGGUCCUCAUGAGGUACAAGAGGUUGACCAGGAAUCAUAACCUCAAACAACUGAAGUCUGCUACGGAGAGUGUGGCACGACCACAAGGAUCAGAGGAUUUUGCUCAACUUAGACUUACAUCGAGUGGAAGGAGAGAGGAGAUUGUCAAUCAGCUAUGGUCAGAGAAUGAAACAGACCACAGCAUCUCCAAGCAGAAAUGCAGUCUUCUGCACAACUCCUUGGUUCGCCACCAGCACACUGCAAGCAUGGCGGAGCCCGAUUACCUGCAAGAGGAAGACGAAGAUGAAGAUGAAGAUACAGAUCAGAUGUCAGAAGAGUACGAAUAGUUAACCAUGUGGUAUUCACUGCUACAGUAUUUGUUACCUAUGUUAUGUUUUGUUUGUUUUUUAAUGGGCUCUAAUAGAAAUUGCUCAGUUGAACUGUU
Molecule: messenger RNA, 1674 nt
Organism: Ornithodoros turicata
Lineage: Eukaryota; Metazoa; Arthropoda; Arachnida; Ixodida; Argasidae
Product: snRNA-activating protein complex subunit 4-like
Exons: 15
Coding region: 8-1576 (522 amino acids)
Biological process (GO): snRNA transcription by RNA polymerase III; snRNA transcription by RNA polymerase II
Cellular component (GO): snRNA-activating protein complex
Molecular function (GO): RNA polymerase III type 3 promoter sequence-specific DNA binding; RNA polymerase II cis-regulatory region sequence-specific DNA binding
Source: RefSeq, a predicted model, not a curated record